Messenger RNA from Aegilops tauschii subsp. strangulata, 757 nucleotides. Its product is annotated as DNA (cytosine-5)-methyltransferase 2-like. NCBI's taxonomy places the organism in Eukaryota, Viridiplantae, Streptophyta, Magnoliopsida, Poales, Poaceae. Gene Ontology annotation, biological process: negative regulation of gene expression via chromosomal CpG island methylation. Gene Ontology annotation, molecular function: DNA (cytosine-5-)-methyltransferase activity; DNA binding. Gene Ontology annotation, cellular component: nucleus. The record is from RefSeq and is a predicted model, not a curated record.
UCCGUGAUUUGGAGGGCGUCUGGGUCGGAGAGAACUGUUGAAAUAUAUUGUCCAGCUCCCUUCAUCAGUUCGGACUUUUGAAUGAGUUAGCUGGAGCAUGAAUUCAAUAUGGUAUCCAAGCCAAGAGGUCUUGAGUUCAAGACCCUGCCAACGCAAGUGUUGAAAUAUAUUGCCCACCUCCCUCCAUUAGUUCGGACUUUUGGGUCGAGUUUGUUCCAGAUAUUCCUUGUGCACUUCUGCCUUCCGGGAAGCCUUUGGUGCCUGGCUAUGCCAUGAGUUUCAUGGAAAGGAAGUCAUCAAAACCAUUCAGGCGCGUAUGGUGGGACGAGAUUGUUCCAACUGUUGUCACCAGAGCCGAGCCUCACAACCACGUCAUCUUGCACUCGACGCAGGACCGGGUCCUGACCAUCCGCGAGAAUGCGAGGCUGCAAGGCUUCCCAGACUACUACAGGCUCUUUGGCACUAUAGAGCAGAAAUAUACUCAGGUCGGCAAUGCGGUUGCCGUCCCAGUCGCUCGAUCCCUCGGGCGUGCUUACAAGGGUGAAAUCGACGGAGACCGGCCCCUGUUCGAACUACCCGAGAGUUUCAGCCUUUUGGAUCAAGCGUCUGCCACAAGAUCGCCCGCAGGAGUAGGAAUUCUCAGCGGCGAAGUAGAAUGAUUGUUUGACUGGUUAUGUUGAUUUGGGUCAUAGUUAUGCACACACUUGUGAAGAAAAUUUUGCAACUUAGCUGAGCUGCAUCUAAGAAGUGACUGGCA